AUGGCUUUAAGGUACCAAAAGUUAUGUGUGGCGGCCAUUUUUGUCAUCUGGGCAAUUGCAGCAGCACCCCAAGUGACAUCCCGCGAGCUCCAGGAGUUAUCAUUCCGAGAGAGACAUGAGCAAUGGAUUUCAAAGUAUGGGAAGAUGUACAAGGAUGCCGAUGAGAAAGAAUGGCGUUUUAAGAUAUUCAAGGAUAAUGUUGAAUACAUAGAAUCUUUCAAUGCAGCAGGAAGCAAACCAUACAAGCUAAGCAUUAAUGCAUUUGCAGAUCAAACCAACGAAGAGUUCAAGGCUUCCCGGAAUGGAUACAGGAGGCCUAAUGGACUCGGUUCCAGGAAAGAAACACCAUUUAUGUAUGAAAAUGUGAAAGCUGUGCCCACUAGCAUCGACUGGAGGAAAAAAGGAGCUGUUACCUCCAUCAAGGACCAAGGCAGUUGUGGAAGUUGCUGGGCUUUCUCAACAGUUGCUGCCACAGAAGGCAUCCAUGCAAUCAGUAAAGGUACAUUGAUCUCCCUAUCUGAGCAAGAACUAGUUUCCUGUGACACUGGUGGAGAGGAUCACGGUUGCGAGGGUGGAAUGAUGGAAGAUGGGUUUGAGUUUAUAGUGAAAAACCAUGGCAUCAACAGUGAGAAGAAUUACCCGUACGAUGGAGCUGAUGGAACUUGUAACAAAAAGGAGAAGGUCGUCCAUGUAGCUCAAAUCAGUGGUUAUCAAAAUAUUCCAGCUGAUAGCGAGUCAGCAUUGUUAAAGGCUGUGGCAAACCAGCCAGUUUCAGUGUCGAUUGAUGCUAGUGGAGCCGAUUUUCAGUUCUAUUCAAACGGUGUUUUCACGGGAGAUUGCGGAACCGAUCUAGACCAUGGUGUUACAGCGGUUGGCUAUGGCACCACAAGCAAUGGCACCAAGUAUUGGCUGGUGAAGAAUUCAUGGGGCACCUCUUGGGGAGAGGAAGGAUAUAUAAGGAUGCAGCGAGACAUUGAUGCUAAGGAAGGUCUGUGUGGUAUUGCUAUGGAUUCCUCUUAUCCAACUGCAUAA
Molecule: messenger RNA, 1032 nt
Organism: Mangifera indica (mango)
Lineage: Eukaryota; Viridiplantae; Streptophyta; Magnoliopsida; Sapindales; Anacardiaceae
Product: ervatamin-B-like
Exons: 2
Coding region: 1-1032 (343 amino acids)
Cellular component (GO): lysosome
Molecular function (GO): cysteine-type endopeptidase activity
Source: RefSeq, a predicted model, not a curated record